AUGGCGGCCAUUUUGAACAUGUUCACUUUGACAUCUAGCGCGGUCUUCGCGCGAAUCUUCCUGCUGCUCACUUUUACCGUGUAUUCUUCUUAUGGUGGUGGAUGCACGUUUCCAGCAGAAUGGACCGGGAGCUGGUUCCAAUCUGGGAUCCCUUCUCUCAUUGCGAUCAACUCCACGCAUAUUCAAAUGAAGGGUGAAUGUUCGGAGACGGAAUCUUAUGACAAGUUCCUCUUGUAUGAUAGGAGUUAUGACUGCUACAGGUGUAUGGUGAUACAUGAAAAACACAAGUAUGUACUGCAGUAUAAAGAAACCUUCUGCAGCCAAAAAGACUCGCUGUCGUCCAUAUGCGACGAAAUAAGCGGAGAUGCUCCUCUCUACUCCAUGUUUCGGAAAGAACCUGCUGCUGUGCCGCAGCCCUGCCCCUUCCACCCCGCGCCCUUCACCUUCACGUACAAUCGAGGGUCUGGUGACUGUGUAUAUCCACCUUCGCGAGCUGAAUCUUGUACUGAUGACUCCAGGCUUCUCUUGCGGUACAUGGCUUGUCCCGAUGUACCUGGAACUGAGAGCAAUGUCGAGGAGCUGGUCUGCUUAGCCACCUGGAAGGAAGGUUCCACCCGCUACCUGGUUGGACAGAUCUCGCAGGUGCAAAGGAGAAACUCCAUAGCAUCUGACGAAGAUACUUACAGGUGUUUCAUCUACAAGGGGUUGCAUGGUGACAAAAGCACGUCGUACAUCAUCGCCCAAUCCGGAGACGCUACUUGUAAUGGACUGUCUUCACCCACAGAUGGCAGCAGAACCAUGAAACUGACCACCAGUGACGAUGAGCAUAAUCGCUGCCACUUCCCUGGCUGGAUAGUGGAACAUCACAAAUGGUACAGCUUGGACCACACUCACCAAUACCAUUUUACUACCAAGAAUGCUACUCUGAAGAUCAUGAAUACAGACGGAAGUUUCGAAGAGAAGCGAUUGGUUUGUCAUUCUAUACUCGAGCAAAAGGACAAGAAACAGAUAACUUUGGUCGCGCACGUCACUAGAGGAUGCGAGUCUGGUCACAUCUGCCUCAAAUUCUACCGUCGUGAAGGAAAUGUAUUGGAGCUGCAGCAGGGAUCGAAUCUCUGGGAGUCCCCGCAAGACGCAUGCGCAGAGAGCACACAGCCGUCGUUUAUAACGCUUAUAACAACUUCCCUGACUCCAAUGCGUUGCCCCAUUCUGGGUCGUUACUCCAUCAUUGACUCUCUCGCUGACCGGAGGAGACGUAGACAACAGAUCGGUGAUCCCGAUUCAGAAGGCACCCAGAUGUCUGAAUGCGUUGCUGGAGACUAUGAUAGUGCCAGUAUUGGUUGCGGCGCUGCUCAGGAUACAAUCGAGUUCAAGUCUUCUUGUACCAGCACUGUAUACACGUGCUACGGUAGUUGGCAGGAGGGCGGUCGUGGUUUUCUUGUAGCGGCACCUGUUGCUCGAUCAUCGACACAUCCGCGAACUUUCUGUUUUAUGUAUACGACUAGACCGGGAAACGAUACACGCGGUAGCGAGACAAUAUCUCUAAGCGCAGUGAGCGUGUCCUGCGACAGACGAGCUGUUCCUGGCAGACAUGGAGACAAAGCUUAUAACCUCACUUCCAAUGGCACUUGUGAGCAGAGCAGCAAAUACAACAGCGUAGCUACAAAAUUGGCGCCGGCGGCCAUCUUGCUCCUGUCAUUGCUACUAGCGACUCUCAGAUGA
This is a messenger RNA of Leptosia nina, 1722 nucleotides long. The record is from the annotation of a GenBank genome assembly. Lineage: Eukaryota; Metazoa; Arthropoda; Insecta; Lepidoptera; Pieridae.